AGUUAAUAGAUCUGUCCAGAGCCUGCACUGAACCGACUGGCAAGUUUUUUUCCCCCCACCAUGGCGGCUUUAAGGUCGAGAAAGUUGGUUGGGAGGAGGCGUUAGGACGUAACAAAACCUGUAGACGCAAAACAAGAGGGAGGGGAAAGUGCGGCCAGGGAUGUAGCUAUCUUGCUGAACUGUAGUGGUUAUAACGGAAGACGAGAAACGAGCCUGCUAGCCAGACAGAAAAAAUAAUUUUGAAUUUUAAACGUUGCAUUCGCUCGAAUUGAUUAUUAUGUUGUAGAUUUGCAUGUGCCUAGUUACUAUUAGUGAUAGUAAUUCAGUAGUAGUUUUCAAGCAACAUAGCUAUGGUAAAUUAGCAUACCAAGUACCGGUAACCUUCUCACGCCUUAACGUGCAUUGACUCGCUUAACGAACAUGAAGAGUAUCGUUGGUAGCUAGCUAGUGGACAUAAUAUUGGUGGAUGGCUAGUCUUGCUUUGGUGACGACGUGCGUUUGAAAUCUCAGAAGCUAAGACUCUCGGGCGCUUCGUCUCGGACGAUGAUGAUUCUGCAAAGACUGACCCUGGUGGAAGGCAAGAAAACAAUGGCCACCUUUGAAUUCAGCCUACUGAAUCCAAAUCUUGAAACAAGUUUCCUGAUGGAGCAAACUGCUGAAAGACUGUGAGAACACGUUUAAAGAAAGAGAGGAACAAGAAGACUAGCGAGAGACACCAGAACACACAGUGACCAUGUCCUCCAGGGAGCGGCGCUCAGAACUGCACAUCAAGGCGGAGCCCAGCAGCCCGGCUGGGGGAGACGGGGGCCUGGCCAGCCCCGGGGGGGCCUCCUCGGACUCCUCCCAAAGCGGAGGAGGGGGAGUCAGGAGCGGGGGCGCCGGGCGCUACUCCCCGCCCCUGUACCCGCCGCCGCUGCGCUGCCACUUCAAAGACGAGGCCGUGGACGGCGUGGAGGAGGGCUCCGCGGGGAGCGGAGGCGGGCGCUGCAAGUACGCCCUGAGCACCCUCCCCAAACGCCUGUGCCUGGUCUGUGGGGACGUGGCCUCGGGGUACCACUACGGGGUGGCCUCCUGCGAGGCCUGCAAAGCCUUCUUCAAGAGGACCAUCCAGGGUAACAUUGAGUACAGCUGCCCGGCUUCCAACGAGUGUGAGAUCACCAAGAGGCGCAGGAAGGCAUGCCAGGCCUGCCGCUUCACCAAGUGCCUGAAAGUAGGCAUGCUGAAAGAGGGGGUACGUCUGGACCGCGUGAGAGGUGGGAGGCAGAAGUAUAAACGGCGACCGGAGGUGGAGAAUGCUACAUACCAGAGCUCGCCUUCUGGGCCACAGAAGAAGGAAGGCUCCUCCAACGUCAUCAUGUCCCGCCUGCUGAUGGCAGAGCCGGAGAAGCUGUUCGCCAUGCCGGACCCCCUGCAGCCCGACACCGCCCUGCGCACCCUCACCACGCUCUGCGACCUGGCCGACCGCGAGCUCGUCGUCAUCAUCGGCUGGGCCAAGCACAUCCCCGGCUUCCUGUCCCUGUCGCUGGCAGACCAGAUGUCCGUGCUGCAGUCGGUGUGGCUGGAGGUCCUGGUGCUCGGUGUGGCUUUCCGUUCCCUGGGCUGCGAGGAUGAGAUCGUCUUUGCCGAGGACUUUGUCCUGGACGAGGAGCUGUCCCGUCUGGCUGGGCUGACCGAGCUCAACGCGGCCAUCAGCCAGCUGGCCCGUCGGUACCGGGCCUUGCAGCUGGACCGCGAGGAGUUCGUCAUGCUGAAGGCCAUCGCUCUCACCAACUCAGAUUCGGUCUACAUUGAGGACGUGGAGGCCAUCCAGAGGCUGCGGGACAUCCUCCACCAGGCCCUGCUGGAGCUGGAGGGCCAGAGGAGGCCGGAGGACCCCCAGCGCACGGGGCAGCUCCUCCUCACCCUGCCCCUCCUCAGGCAGACGGCCAGCCGCGCCCUCUCCACCUUCUACGGCAUCAAGACCCGCGGGGGCGUGCCCAUGCACAAGCUCUUCCUGGAGAUGCUGGAGGCCAUGAUGGACUCGCCCUAGGAAGGGGAGGAGAAGCAGAGAGAGGGGGGGAAGGGGAGGGCGGGUGUGUCCAUUCAGGUGGGGAGAGUAUGAGAGAGAUGGUCUGGGUUUAUUUCCCCACGAUGGCGAUUAGGACCGAACCAAAUAACUUUUGAGAGGAUUUGAGAGAAGCUGGAGAUGUGUGGUGAGAAACUUGAUGAUGGCCCUCGGCUCAGGAAAUGAGAACAGAGAGAGGACGUCUGUGCAUUCACUAAACAGACCAGAGGGCUACAGGACAAGAUGGGAGACACGGGUGCUUCAUCAUGCAUCACAUGGGUGGAAAUAUUUAACUUUCCCACAUUAAAAAAAGAGGCCCGUUGGUAUUAUGAAAUUAAGGCCAGGUUUUCUGUGUGAUGAAUGCAGUUGGGCUAGGAAUGAGUUUUUAUGUACUUUAGUCUGUGUUAGGUUCUCAAGGUAUUUUUUACUUGUUGGGUUCAAACCAAAAAUAUCCAAAGUGUGAGUGUGCCAUACAACAUAAUUGUACUAUUUAAUAACUUUGGUGUUUCUGCUAACAAAUCUGUUGUAUAACCUAAUUAAUAGAGUAGUAUGUGGAGGGUAUUUAGGAAUAAUCUAAUACCAAAUAUGGAAAUGCGGUUGGAUUUGUCGAAAGAUAAAAAAAAAAAAUAUAUAUAUAUAUAUUCUUUAGGAAUCGUCAAUCCAUUUUUAAGUUAUUUCCGCAAAUGGAUAACCGACAUUGGAAGUGGGGAUUUUUUUGUGCAGUAGUUGCAGUGUUUGCAAGGAAGGCUCGGUGGAAGAGAUUGAUGAGCUUCCCUGCUCCUUGACUACGCUUCCCUGGCACCUCCACUGAAUCAUUUUGGAGCCGUAAAACCUAUAAGGCCGACACCUCUAUUCUCCUCUUUAUCCAAGAGAAUUCAAAUGAACUCUGGCUAUGGGAGACGGGACGUCGCCUCAAACGGAAGCUGUUAAAGCACGUGUGCACGCUGCAGUAUGCCAAAGAGUGGGUGUAGGGAAAGAGGCCCAAGUGGCCAUGGCCGAGAGGAGAACAAUGAACCUUAACCGACCUGUGAACAAUAGAGAGGCCAGCUAAGCGUACCCCCCCCCCCCCUCCCCGAACCCAAGCCUGCUCAGAAGCCAUAUGGAAGAAAGAAAAUGAAAAUGAGAAGAUGACCGAUGUGGAACGUGUCUUCUAUUGCGGAGUUUAAAAGCAACCAGAGCUCUAGGAAACUACUGUACGACACAUGGACACGGAAUGGAUGGUCCAGUUUGAAGAGUUCACUUGUAAUUCUGCUACUCCUGAGGGGAAGUCAUGAAGUUGUUUUUUUUUCUUUUUUUUCUGUAGGUAUCAGUUUUAUUUCCUGGCCAGUUUAAAUAAUGAAAUAAUACAAAAGGCGUAUGUAUAAGAUAUGAACACAGACUGACAUGACAGACAUGCACUUGGACGUACUCUUCGCAAGCAAUGCAAGUUUGCAUUGAGGACACUUUGAAGUUUCUUUGCCUUCAAGAUAAAAAGCAAUAUUUAUGCAGAAUAGUGAACGCUGCUGAAAUAGCAAUGACAAUGAACAACCAUGCAUACUCACACUCUGGGCUGGAGGAGCAGUGUAUUGCAAUGAAGAAUAUAUAUUUUUCCCUUAAGCAACACAAUGAGCUCAUCUAAUUAAUAUUAAUUGGAUGAUUCUCUUGCAAAUGUGUAAUACUUUUGGAUUUUGUUGCAUUGCAGAGAGACCAAAGGGAAUUCUGGAAAUUAAAUCUUUUGUACAAGUUUAUGUUGGACAAGUUGUGACAGUGGGUUUUCUUCAAUUUAUUCUGUGGUCUGCAUUAGUGGGUGAUUGCAGUGGGAAAUGAUGGAAAUGACCAGAAGACCGCAAUUCCCAGGCCAGUGAGCACAUGCAAGGCCCAGAUUAAAGGAGAGCUAAUAACAAGAUGUCAGCUUGUUAUGUUUUACGUUACCAUCAGAAUGAGUGGUGUGUCUGGAUUUCAUGUUAAACCAAAUCUUUGGUCCAUAUAUGCAAAACUUCAUUUUCAAUUAGAAAGACACUGGGAUAUAAUUUAUAUAUAAUCUAUAUAUAAUGUUCAUUGUGGGCCAUGUAUUGUAAUAUUAUCUGGCACAUUACAAAUCUCAUUUUUGAGUUUCCCAGUGUACAUUUCUCAGAAGUAUAUAAAUUAUACUCACUGGUAAAACAUUGGGUAACUGAAGAAGGAAAAUGGGCGUUUAAUUUGGUGCCCGAAAAUGAUUCUUGAGAUGAUUCAAGAAUAUUGUGGUGUCGUAAGGCGUGGGCAUUCGCUUUAGACUCACCAUGAAGGAAAUGCGGAAAUAAGUUUAAACAUACUCUGAAGAGUUUUGGUUGCACUUGAAAAUGAAGAUAGAAUAGGUAAUUCAGACUAAUGUAUACAAUUCAAACCACUUUCUUAAAUCUAAGAGGAGUAUUAGCUUUGAAGUCUGUGUCUGAUGACAGACAUGGAGAGAUUGCGGCAGUUGGAGCAGUGAUCUGAAAGUCUUGGUCAAGCACCAGGUACAUUUCGGGUAACUGGGGAAUUUUUUCCUUGGUUUAGUGCAGGGGCAGGCAUCCCUGGUCCUCGAGUGCCAGAGACUGUCCUGGUUUUUGCUCCAUCCAAACCUAUAACUAGAUCAAUUAAUUGAUUUCAAUUAGUUGUAAUUAAUCACGUUUGAUUAAUUCAGGAGACCAAGUGACGGAGUCACUCCCAUUUCACCUUUCAGAAUAUUCAGGCUCAGACUUUUAAUUAUCCAUCAAUCCUCUUGAGGGCGAGCUCAGAUGGAACAAAAACCAGAAAUAUCACUGGAGCUCCAGGACCAGGGCUGCCUUCCCCGGGUUUAGUGGGUUCUUGUUGCAAACUUGGCAAAAGGACAGGAAGUUCCUGUACCAACCCAUUUGCUGGUAGGUCUCAUUGGACUGAACCUCUUCAUUUUGUAUUUGUUAUGUCUUGUUUUAAGUGUUACCUUUUUUGCAGUAAUAUGCAUCACUCUGUUGAAAUCCUAAAUUGGAGGCUUCAGAAACUGAACACACAUAGACUUGAUCUAUGAAGGGGGCCAUUCACCUCCAUUGCUCAAGGGCUUAAGUCAAUGUUUUCAUGCAUCUCUUUCAAGCAAGAGCAGAGAAGAGGGCUCAACUGGCUUCAUUAAAAUGACUUACGGAUUUAAUUAUGGCUCAAGUGCAAUGAAACCUGCCCAUAAGGACCAGAGCUGAAGAGACCCAAUUUUUAGAGAAAUUGGACAGUUUCUACUUGUGCAAAUACAAAAGCCUUCUUUAUAGAUUUUGCUUCAUGAAGCACUCCUUGGUUUGCCACCAUAAUUGGGGAAUUGGAACAAACGAGGGCACAUGUCUAUACCUUGAGGUUUUAGACCAAUAAAGCAAGUGCCUGUUAGGAUCGUCAUUCAAUAGUCCACUGAGGUCUUAACUUUCAAUCGGGCCAUGAAGUUUAACACAGAAAACAAGGAACUGUGAUGAUUACAAUGACUAGGUGUACAGUAACCAGAAAACUUGCCCCCCUUCCCAUGAUGUAUUGCGUGUCAAUUUCCAAAUGUAUUUAAGAACAUUAAAAGAAACAAAAAAAAACAACCACAAUCCAACAAUAUUUAUCUCAUAGGUUUUGUCUGGUUGAUGGGGAAAAUGUUCAAAGUGUCAAACAUAAGAUCACAUUCUGAUGUAGAUGCCUGAACUCUUUCGAUUCAUACCUGAGAAGUCAGGUUGUUCGUUCUAUGUCGUUUAUUCAUGUUGCUUGUUUCCUGUUAGGCCAGUCCUCAGGUUCAGUAAGUGAAAUCCUGUAAUCUGUGAUAAUGGUGUGAAUGUAAAGUCAAAAUACUGUUUCUUCAUUGUUCAUCUUGUAUUUUUCAUGGUUUUAAAACUAAUACUCAAAGGUAUAAAUGAUAUUGUCGUACUACUGUUUUUUAAAAUGAGCUGAGCCAGGGAUCUACAAUACUUAUUCUUAGUUAUUUUUUACCCAUUUCUAUUCUGCAUCUAUUCUGCAUCAGUGAGCACAUGUAGAGGUUGUGCUUUUCAUGAAGUGUAGCAGUUAUCAGGUACUGAAUGUAGGAAUGACCAGUACAGGACAGGACAGUGCUUUGCUGUAUUAGUUAGUAGUAAGGGUUGUAAGUGGUCUGCUUAAUAAGACUGCAGUACUGUAGUGCAUCGGGCUAUGCUGGAAUACACUGGACACUGGCCUUUGUAUAUUUCUGUAAUGGCUUGAGAGAAUGUAAUCAGUUAGUUUUAGAAAGAAAGUCUGAUACAAUGUGGUUUUUCAUUGGCAAUACAAAUGCAAUUCAAUAUUGGUGCAGUGAACAACUUGUACGGUGACACAGUGAGAAAGGAAUUUACAUAAUGGGUCCUGUCUAUCGUUAAAUGCAGUUUAACAUUUUAUAUCAAUUGCUAACAUUUUUGGUGGUUUUAUUUGGUGUUCUAAACGUUACCUGUCAAGACUGGCAUUUUGCCUGAAUUUGAGGAUAUGAUAACCAGCACAUAAUUUAUAAGGGAUAUAAGGUGGCAAGAGUUUAUUUGUCAUUGUUUUUACACUGUGUGGGUGUUAAUGAGCAAUAUGAGCAAUAACCAAAACCAUGUUUAUAUUUAAAAAAAAAAAAAACAUACCGUAUAGCCAUGUAAUGUAAAUUCAACAUUAAUAUUUGAAUAACUAAUAAUAUAGAAUGGUGAUUGAUGAGAGAAUUAUAUUUCAGCAAAUGUAUUUAAAAGAUAUUUAAAAUUCUAUUUUCAUUAUAAUUUAACAUACUGAGGAUGAUUAUUUCAGUGUGUAUUGUUAUUGACACCUAUUUUGUGUGUUUUUGUGUGUCUGUCUGUGCACUGUCAGUUGGCUCAAUUGGUUCUUACAGUACUGUUAGAACCAAUUGCUGCUCAAUUCAGAAUAACUGUAGGACUUUAAAAAAUAGAAUUUCUUUUGACCCAUUACUGUUCUGUGUUUUAUAAUAAAAUAUCACAUUGUGUGUCUCUUGUUUUCCCUUGCCACAUUCAAAAACUAUACAAAUAAAUGUCAUACUUGCCUUUA
Conger conger (European conger) is the source of this 7018-nucleotide messenger RNA. Its product is annotated as estrogen-related receptor gamma-like. NCBI's taxonomy places the organism in Eukaryota, Metazoa, Chordata, Actinopteri, Anguilliformes, Congridae. Bases 734 to 2029 code for a protein of 431 amino acids. The transcript has 9 exons. The record is from RefSeq and is a predicted model, not a curated record. Gene Ontology annotation, molecular function: steroid binding; sequence-specific DNA binding; DNA-binding transcription factor activity. Gene Ontology annotation, biological process: regulation of DNA-templated transcription. Gene Ontology annotation, cellular component: nucleus.